UAAAGAACGAGAGAGCGAGCAGUGUCCCAAUAGGCGAAUCCUCUUCAUAUUAAUACACUCGCCUCGAGAUAAUGAUGUAAAAUACCCCCCCCUUCUUGCGCGUGAUGCUGAUUGCCGUGGAGAUCUGUUGAAGGUGAAACCAAGUGAGAUAAGCAGCGCGAGUGCAGAGAGCAGAGCAGACAGGGAGCGAAAGCCGAUGUGUCUCUACACCUCAAUCGUGUAAUAACAGGGCAUCAAGACCAACUCACUCUCUGACAGUGCACCAGGCAAGAAACUUAUACAAGAGUCGUCGCGGGGAGAGAGACUCCAGAAACUGCCACACACUAAAAGCAGAGUCUGGAGGAUAGGAGCAGUACUAUGGACAGGAGAAUGAACUUGAACGCACCAGGAGAUAUUUUCCACAAAACUCUCAGCGCCGUCUCCAACAAAAAGAUGGACUUCAGGUCGGCGGCUGGUGUUGACCUGCCGGGAUCCAGGGACCGCCAGUCACCGAUCAGCUGUUUCGACCAAACCGACUCGGACCCGAUUCAACCCGGUGGACUGGCUGGGGGUCGAGGGGGAACACUGGGUCUGCCCACCGGAUCUUUGUGCGUCAAAUUUGGCGAGAGCAGCAACAGGACCUCGGCGGCCGAGAGCAGUGGCGGAGAGCAGAGUCCAGACGACGACAGCGAUGGCAGAUGUGAGAUGGUCCUCCUGUCAGACGGGAGAACGGUAGCUGCAGGUAAACCGGAUGGAGGUAAGAAAAACAAAGAACAGAAAACACUCAGACUAAACAUCAACGCGCGGGAGAGACGGCGGAUGCAUGACCUGAACGACGCGCUGGACGAGCUGCGCUCGGUCAUCCCCUAUGCGCACAGCCCCUCCGUGCGGAAACUCUCCAAAAUCGCCACUUUGCUGCUCGCCAAAAACUACAUCCUGAUGCAGGCACAGGCUCUAGAGGAGAUGAGGAGGCUCGUGGCCUAUCUGAACCAGGGCCAGGCAAUCUCAGCUGCGGCCAUACCGGCUACCACUGCCCUGGCUGCUCCGGGUUUACCGGGUCUAAGUGCGGGGAUAAGCGCUUACGAUCAACCGCCUGUAUACCCCUUUGCCACCGGAGUGGCCGGUUCCUCCUGCCCUGACAAAUGUGCCCUUUUCAACAACGUGACCUCGAGUCUGUUUAAACAAUGCACUGACAAGCCUUAACUGCAUCACAGCCACGAGCUGGUACCAGAGACUCAGAGAAGCACAUGCGAGGGAACAUCACUUUUUAAAAAACACACGGUGACUUGGGAGUCGCCAGUCAGUGUAGCUUGAGAAGUAAAACCGAUGACGAUUACUUUUAUAACAUUUACAAAUGCAUUUAAAGAAGCGCUUUUUGUUCAGACAAUACUUGAUUGUGUAUAUAUAAAGCAUCCUUUAAGUGCUGGUAUGAAUGAAAGUGAAAAACCAAACAGAAGUUUAUGAGUGGCUUGCAAGUGGUGAUGGAUUGACAGUUGUUUAUCACUUGCGCACAUAUGGACCCAACGGAGACUUGUGACCUGACAAGCGACUAUUUCACUUCAAUAGAUAGAACAUGAGUUCAUAUUAAUAUAAGAAACCACAAUCUUGCUGCUUUAUUGACUUUAUUUGUAACUUUUGAAAGCGUUUGCUUAUUGGUCGUUAUUUUGUGAACAUUUUAACCGUCUAGGUGAAUGUCUUGGGGAACGCCAAGUGGACUGAUUUGAAUACGAAAUUGUUUUAAGUUUGUCUUUAUUUUAUUUAUUUUUUAAAUCAAACAUUUGUGCUAAAUUGACAGUUUAUUUGGGCCUGUAAUGUAAUUACAUUUACGUCUUAAAAAGCUUGUAUCUGCAGUUAAUGUCCUUUUCGAUUUGUCUCUUAAUUUAUUGAUUUAGAUAUGCCUAUACAUUUUAUUUGCAUGGUGGUACUAUAUUCUGCGACGUGUAUGAUUUGCGUAAUCUCUUACACUCAUGCAAUAAGGUCGAGUUCUUGAGGGAUCAGGCGCGUUGUCAGGUCAAGCAGUGGAUAAUUGUAGAUACAUCAAUAUGACUAAAGAGGGCCAUUUGUAUGUGUUUGUGUGGAAAGCUUUAUUAAAAUAUUUUGAACAAAGUUAA
Molecule: messenger RNA, 2090 nt
Organism: Esox lucius (northern pike)
Lineage: Eukaryota; Metazoa; Chordata; Actinopteri; Esociformes; Esocidae
Gene: bhlhe22
Product: basic helix-loop-helix family, member e22
Exons: 1
Coding region: 358-1182 (274 amino acids)
Molecular function (GO): protein dimerization activity
Source: RefSeq, a predicted model, not a curated record